Molecule: messenger RNA, 391 nt
Organism: Aspergillus uvarum CBS 121591
Lineage: Eukaryota; Fungi; Ascomycota; Eurotiomycetes; Eurotiales; Aspergillaceae
Exons: 2
Coding region: 64-228 (54 amino acids)
Source: RefSeq, a predicted model, not a curated record
CACCGCCACCACCACCAAACAUCCUCCUUAUAACCACAAGAUCCUACCUCUACCACCGUCAUCAUGUGCAUGAAGGCUACCUGCUCUACGUGCCAAAAAACCUCCUGGUGGGGCUGCGGCGCGCACAUCCCCUCGGUCAUGGAUGCGAUCCCGGAGAGCGAGCGGUGCACCUGCACGCCCAAGGUCGAGCGGGAGGGCAAGGCCUACCCGCCCAAGGCGGCGCGGUGACUCUCGGGGUGUGUUGUUAUUUAGCUUUGGGAGAUGCUGGGGAAAGAGGGGACGGGAGGGAGGCGUUGGGGUGUUGAGGGACAGGGUGAUACUGGCGGAAUUCUGCUGGAGGUGACGAUAUACAUGUACUGUACGCAUGUCAAUAAUACAAACAAGAGAAUUU